This is a messenger RNA of Rhineura floridana, 8083 nucleotides long. It is a transcript of the gene MAML3, whose product is annotated as mastermind like transcriptional coactivator 3. The coding region runs from base 1349 to 4648 and encodes 1099 amino acids. Gene Ontology annotation, biological process: positive regulation of transcription of Notch receptor target; Notch signaling pathway. The record is from RefSeq and is a predicted model, not a curated record. Gene Ontology annotation, cellular component: nucleoplasm; nuclear speck. The transcript has 5 exons. NCBI's taxonomy places the organism in Eukaryota, Metazoa, Chordata, Lepidosauria, Squamata, Rhineuridae. Gene Ontology annotation, molecular function: transcription coactivator activity.
UAACAAUUUAGGUUAACAUGAUAAACGCGUCAGCUUGUGCUGAAAAAGGAAACCGGACACACAGGCAGGCAUAUUACACGCGCGCACCCCCCCACCCCCCGCGACCAGGUCAAAAGUUGACUGCCUGCCUCCCUAGCUUCCCCUCGGAUCGUUCUUGUUCCGUCCUGGCAAUCCUGAUUUUCCGCCGAAGGUAACAAGUAGCGUGUAGUAGGAGGUGGCGGGGGAAUUAGGUGGGGAUCGUCGUGUCCGUUCCCGCUGGCUAAAGGUCCGGGCCGGAUUUUGCACCUUGUCCCCGGGUCUGCCUCACGGCCUGGAGGAGCUGGAGCUGCUGCUAUGUUUAUUGAGCGCUCUUGUCCUGGUAUCACUCCGCUGGCAUGGAGGAGGAGGAGGUGGAGAGCACUUGAUCAUUGUGAUGGUGGCAGGAGGAGAAGCAGCAAGCAAAGCAGAGCGCCGCGCUAGUCUGCGUGUGUGUGUAGCAGCUCGGCGUACGUUUUGCAAAUACUUCAGCGAGCUACUUUUGCAGAUCGCCCCGGAUUGUUCACGUGUUGACUUCCCCCAGCUUGAGGAUUUGCUUUUUUUCUUUUUCUUUUUCAGGUUUCUGUUGAAAAAUACAACUGAACAGCCAGAGUACUUUUGCGAACACGGUGCGGCAUAAACACCCAAACUUUUUUUCCCUCCCCCCCGGAAAGAAAACACAAUUAAGAAAGCCGCUUUGCCUGUCUCCUGAUGGUGUGGAGCCCAAGUGCGAUGUCGAGUGUAUGCGUGCGAUGUAUGCCCGGUGUGUGCAUGUCUGUAGAUGUCUUGUGAGUGUGGAGAAGUGCGAGUGUGGAUAGAUUCCUGUCUAUUUGGCACGCAUGUGGGUGCGCGUCUCUCUCUUCCUCUGUUUAAAUACAUGGGGAAGACCAAGAAGGUUUUCGGUCCGGAAUUUGUUUUGGAAAUGAUGGAUUAUUUAAACGGGGGUCAGAUCUGAUCUUCCCUCCCUGGAGUUUGCAACAGAACUGCUGCUGAUCAAUUUGUUGGGAUUCCUCCUGUUUGUUGAUUGUGUCUGGCGAUAACCUCACAGCACCACCUCCUGGGUUUCGGCUGUUUAGAUUUUCUUUCGGGGGAGGGGGCCUCCCUUCCCGCCAGAGAGGAUCGGCAAGGAAGGGAGAGAGAAGGGUUUCUGUAUUUUUUUUUUAAAAAAACCCAAACAACCCCAAACAUUUUGCCUGGGAUCUGUUGUGUCCCUUUCCAUGGUCCGAUAAAGAGUAUCCCAACAGGAGGACCCCUGUGUUUGUGCCUGGUGUGUGGCGCCGGCAUAUAAAAGAGGGAGAAAAGUUCUUCCAAAAUAGUGUGCACGGAGAAGAGGAUGGGGGAUUUUCCAACCCCCGCUGCUGCCGCGAAUGGCAGCAGCAUUUGCCUCAACAAUAACCUGAGCAGCAGCCUCGGCGGGGUCGGUAUCGGCUUGAAUAACGCUCCCCACGGCCCUCCUCCCGGUAACAGCGCUACUCAUAGCGGCGGCGGCGGCACUAACGGGAGCAGCGGCGUUCCCAAGCACAGCACCGUGGUGGAGAGGCUAAGGCAGCGCAUCGAGGGCUGCAGGAGGCACCAUGUCAACUGCGAGAACAGGUACCAGCAAGCCCAGGCCGAGCAGCUGGAGCUGGAGCGAAGGGACACGGUGAGCCUUUAUCAGAGGACCCUGGAGCAGAGGGCCAAGAAAUCGGGCACCGGAGGCAGCAAGCAACAGCACCAGAGCAGCAAACAGCAACACGAUGCUGAGUGUGCCACGGCCGAGCAGAGGAACCACACGCUGAUCAUGCUUCAAGAGACGGUGAAGAGAAAGUUGGAAGGAGCACGCUCACCCCUGAACGGUGAACAGCAGAAUGGCGUCUGCGACAGUAGCUUCUCUCCAACUAGCAAGCGGGUACGAAAGGAUGUACCUGGGAUUGAGGGAAUCAACAACUUGCCCAGUAAUUUGCCUUUGCCUUCUAUUUCCCCUCUUCACCAGCUUGACAUAAAGCCAUCUUUGCCCCUGCAGAACAGUGGAGCUCAUGCUGGUGGUCUGGAUGACUUGGGUAAAAAUGGUGGACUUUCAGAGAUAAAACUCCCAAUUAACGGAUGCACUGAGCUUGAGGAUAGUUUUAACAUCCUGCGCAGUAACAGCAGCAGCAGCAAGGAACUUAAACAAGAAUCCCUGGAUGAUCCUAACUGCAUUGACAAUUCUGACACUUCACUUUCCAAUCAGAAUAAACUCUUUUCAGACAUUAACCUGAAUGAUCAAGAAUGGCAAGAGUUAAUAGAUGAGCUGGCCAACACCGUUCCAGAGGACGACAUACAAGAUUUGUUCAAUGAAGACUUUGAAGAGAAAAAGGAGCCUGAAUUUCCCAGAGCAGCCACUGAGAUUCAAGAGAGUGCAAGUGUUAAAAGCGACCCAUCUCACUCUCCAUUUGCCCAUGUUCCUCUUGGGUCACCCCAGGUAAGGCCUUCUUCUUCAGGUCCUCCAUUUUCAAACAUCCCUACAGCUUCUGGCAUACCUUCCAUCUCUAGUGCGCCCCCAGCUCCAGUUCUUGACAGCUCACCAGCAAACUGUGUGGUUCAGUCACCUCAGACUCCCAACCAAGCACAUACUCCAAGCCAAACUCAGUCAAGACCAGGCAAUGGUUAUCUCAUUAAUCCAACAACAGUGACAACAGGCUCAGGGCCUGGCCAGGUGGCUGUGUCCACCACUGACUUGUCUCCAGCUGAACAGCUUAAACAGAUGGCAGCACAGCAGCAGCAACGAGCUAAGCUGAUGCAGCAAAAGCAGCAGCAGCAGCAGCAGCAUCCAAAUCAAGCAGCUAGCUGGUCCCCGGUCGGGCCUCCAUCUAGUCCUUAUGGAGGACCCUUCAGCACAGAUAAGCCAAAUAGCCCAAUGAUGUAUCCCCAAGCCUUUAACAACCAAAACCCUGUAGUGCCUCCCACGGCAAGCAACACACAAAAGACUACGAUGAAUAACUACCUCCCUCAAAACCACAUGAAUAUGAUCAGUCAGCAGCCAAAUAAUCUGGGUACAAAUUCCUUGAGCAAACAAACCAAUAUGCUUUCUUACGGCAACACUAAACCUCUGACUCAUUUCAAUGCUGACUUGAAUCAAAGAAUGACUCCACCUAUGGCCAAUCCCAGCAAGAAUCCUAUGAUGCCAUACAUGCAGCAGCAGCAACAGCAGCAACAGCCCCAACAACCUCAGAUGCAGGCUCAAAUGACGCAUUUGAACGAGGAGCAGAAGCGCAUGCUUUUGAUGAAGCAGAAAGGAAUGAUGAACCAGCCAAUGGCUUAUGGAACACUUCCCUCCCUUGGUCAGGACCAGCACACAGUGGGAUUGUCUCGGUCCACCGCUCCCAUGCAGUCCACUGUGCCAUCAGGGUCCAGUAAUGUGGGCACAAGCCCAGUCAAUGCCAGUUUCUUGGGCAGCCAGCCUCAAGCCGCCCUUAUGAAGCAGAUGCUGAUUGAGCAAAGGGCCCAGCUCCAUAUAAUGGAACAGCAGAAGCAGCAGUUUCUAAGAGAGCAAAGGCAGCAGCAGCAGCAGCAAAUCCUGGCAGAACAGCAUUUGCAGCAGGAGCAGUCACAUUUGCCUCGGCAGCACCUCCAGCAACAGCAGCGGAAUCCCUAUCCUGUGCAGCAGGUCAAUCAGUUCCAAGGGUCUCCACAGGAUAUAGCAGCAGUAAGAAAUCAGGCAGCUCUUCAGAGCAUGAGGACUUCCCGAAUGAUGUCCCAGAACACCAGCAUGAUGACCAUGGGGACCUCGCAAAACACUGGAACAAUGUCUGCUGUGGCUGGCCAGUCUGAGAUGGGGAUGGCUCCCUACAACAGCCCAGCAACCAGCCAGCCAGGAAUGUACAAUAUGAACACAGGAAUGAGCCAAAUGUUGCAGCACCCAAACCAAAGUAGCAUGAGCCUGGCACACAACCCAGGUCAGGGGCCAAGGCAGCCUACCUCAACACAAGGGGUGGGCAUGGUCAGUAGCUUUGGGCCAAACAUGUUGGUGAACUCUGCCAUAUCUCAACAACACCAGCAGAUGAAAGGGUCUGUGGGCCAGGUUCUGCCCAGACCACAAGCUCCCAGACUUCAAAACAUGAUGGGGCCUGUCCCACAAGGAGCACAGAACUGGCAGGCACGAGGUCUACAAAGUAUCCCUGGGAGGACUAGCAGUGAAAUUGGACCUUUUAAUAAUGGUGCAGCUUACCCAAUGCAAUCUGGUCAGCCAAGGCUGCCCAAGCAACACUUUCCACAAGGCAUUAGUCAAUCCGUCAUGGACACAAGUGGAACAGUACGGACCCUGAAUCCAGCAAUGGGAAGGCAAAUGUUGCAACAACUCCCUGGACAACCAGGAACCAACAACCAAGCCAGACCAAUGGUUAUGCCUACAAUAAGUCAAGCAAUUCCCACUAUGACUGGUUUUAACCAGUCCACUGCACAACAGAUACCAGGAGGCAACUUUGCUCUUAGCAACCAAGGUCAGAUCUAUGAGAGGAAUCCCACUCAGGACAUCUCAUAUAGUUACAGUAAUGAAGGAGCAGGAGGUUCCUUUCCAAAUAUAGCAGACAGCACAGACCUCGUAGAUUCCAUCAUUAAAGGGGGGCCAGGAGAUGAGUGGAUGCAAGAACUUGAUGAGUUGUUUGGAAAUCCAUAGCACAUGGGGAUGUAUAGUUACAAACCUUUGUGGAGUGAAAAAAGGAAAGCAGGAUGUUGUCCAUCCUUGUUUCUUUGUUUUGUUUUUAAAGCUGUGCAAAGCAAGCUGAUUGGUGGCUGAUGGUGGAAGGCAUAGAUGGAAUGUAAAGCACUGAAGAGAAGGCCUUGCUGGUGUCAUCACAGCAGUCUUCACACCAUAGCACCUUGCUGCAAGUGGGAAUGAGACAAAGAGAGUGAGGGCUCCAAAAAUUGCUACUUUCUGCCCAUUGCCCAUGGGCCAUGGAAAAAGCUUGGUAGUCUCCCUGUGGCAAAGCACUAUCUGUCCCAUGACAAUACACUUUUCCACACAGUUCUACUGGAACUGUUGUAGCUUUCAGGACACAAAAGAGACAGGUGCUGAGACGAAGGAGGGUAGAGAGGUCAGUACACACACUAAACUCUGGUGUUAAGCAAAUAAGUUUCCAUGUAGUUAUGUGUUCAAUUGGAUAGGGGGUCAAGUGGGGGACUGCUUGAUUAUGGUUAUGACUGGACUUGGCCACAGAUUAAAGGGUCCAUUCAAUGUGCUAUCAAGUCUCCUUUUCGGUGCAGAGAAAGUCCUAGCUUAGGUAGUUUGCCUUUCCUGUGUUUUCUGUUUCCUCUAUAACUGAAUGAAUCUUGAUUCACUUUGUCAGUAAGGAUGAGGAAAAAUGCAGAGCUCUGGGACAGGCUAAGGCUGUGGUACACAUAUUGCUCACUGAGAUAGCAGCUACCAGAGACAGGGAUGCAAAAGAAAACAGGCAUUAAAAAGGGGGAGGCAUACGUCUUGGGAAUUUGCAAACAAUGGUGUCAAGCUUGGUCUUUUCCUGGCAGUUAAAGAGGAAUGGGUGUUACUUGUGUGGGGUUGGGUGUCACAGGCAGAUGUCCUUGGGAGUUAAGGAGGAACUGGUCUAAAGGUCACACAGAAAGGGGCCAAUAACUAUAUUGGCUGUCACACAUAGAAAGUGUCAAAACAUCAUUUGACAAAUUGGAAGCAAGUUUAUGCUUAACACUGUCCAAAUCCAUGUCCUCUUUUUCAGCCUUCCUACUUUGUACACAAUAACAGCAAGCUCUUUAUGAUGCCUAAACUAGUCAGUAACCAGUAGAAUAAGAAAGAGAUAUCUUCCAUUCAGGUAACUUCUGGCAGUAGUCGCACAUAAACUUCUAGCAUCCCAAAAGUCAUCUUCAAAGGGAACUGUGUAAGCCACAAUUUUGCAUGGCUAUAAUUGAACGACAGUGCUUUGGUUCUUGAGGAUUAAAAAACUGAGUUACUGAUGUUGGUGGGAAUUGAAUAUGUUACCAUUUUCCUGUGUUCUUGGACACAGACUUGGUAUUAAAUGGACCCACUUCUCAUGUCACUCUCAGCUUGUUUAUAUAGAAGCAUAGAAUAGUAGAGUUGGAAGGGGCCUAUAAAGGCAUCAUGUUCAACUUCCUGCUCAGUUCAACCUCCUGCAGGAAUCCAAGUAAAAGCAUACCUGAUAGGUGGCUGUCCAGCUGCCUCUUGAAUGCCUCCACUGUUGUAGAGUCCACCACCUCCAUAAGUAAUUGGUUCCAUUGUCAUGCUGCUCUUAGGAAGUUUUCCCUGAUAUUCAGCUGAAAUCUGGCUUCCUGUAACUUGAGCCCAUUAUUCUGUAUCCUGCACUCUGGGAUGAUCAAGAAGAGAUCCUGGCCCUCCUCUGUGUGACAGCCUUUCAAGUACUUGAAGAGUGCUAUCAUAUGUUACAAGCAAAUGUAUAACUAAUGAUACAUCCCCCUCCCCUAGCAAAUUCACUUCCAGAAGGAACAUUUUUGAGUCGAGAAGCAGCAGGGAGGGGAAAUUCAGCAGCCACCAUUUUUUCCCUGCUCUGUAGCACACCCCAGUUGCUUUCUUCUUCUCCUCUCUCCCCUUAUUUCAAAUGCAAGAGCUAACAUACAUUUGGAACUUCAUAAGAGGAAAGCAGCUUGCAGAAAAAGCUUAAUCACCACCCACACUUCACUUAAAACCACCUCCUUCAGAAGCUGCUUUUCCUGGAAAACAGGGCAGCAGGAAGCUUCAGGAUUCAGUUACACAUAUUUACAUGUAAUGUGUACUAAGGCCCUCAUUUGUUUUAACUGGAUUGCAAUGUGAUUUUAAAGCUCCCACAUACCUUCUUGUCACCUGUCUCACUGAAAUUAGCAGAAGAUUUUGUUGCCUUGUAUGAGAGUUGGGACAGAUCUACACCAUACAUUUGAAACACAUCCAAUGCACAUUUAAAUCACACAACCUUACCCCAAAGAAUCCUGUGAUUUCCCCCUCACAGAACUACACAUUCCCAGCAACCUUAAUAGAUUACAGUUCCCAUGAUUCUUUGAGGGUAGUCAUGUUCUUUAAAGUGUUGGAUGUUCUUUAAAUGUACGAUGCAGUGAGAUGUAGAGAACCACUUCAUGUAAUUUCCUGUUUGUGCUGAAAAAAAGGAUUGACCAAUGAGCUUGCACAUCUUUGGACUUGGCCUGUGGUGAACCAGUAGCUUGCUAAUAGAGAACUGUUUUGCCAUGCUCUCAGGGCACCAUGUGCCCAAGUCAACACUCAUUUUAGCAUCAGUGAAGAACUGUGGCCUGAGGAUCCAAAGAUGAUUUUUAUUCCACAAAUAUCCUGAACAUAAUUAGGUAUCGCUACAUCACCUAGGGAUGAGGACUGAAAGACAAAGAAAGGGGGUUAUGCUUGUCACAGAAAUAAGUUGAAGAUGGGAGAGGUGCAACCUCUUCCUUUGAAAAAUAUAAGAUAGGAACAAGUAUUUGUUUUCAUCAACCCUCUCAGGCAGCAUCACUCUUUGAAGGAAAGGGUGACAACAUGAAGACUAAGAAGUCGGGGUUUUGCACCGCGCAAAAUCUAAUGAGUAAUGAAAGUUAACAUUCAUCUUUAUCAGAAAAGUACAGGAAUUAUUAUUUGGUUUGAUGAUGAGGCCUAAAGAUCCAUUAUCUUUGAAAAGCUUCCUCCAAAUAUUUUAAACUGGGACCAAGUAAUAAAAAGUCAAACUUUAAUAUCUUGGGUUUUGGGGUGUUUUUAUUUUUGUUUCUGUUUUUUUUUUUUUUUUUUACUAUGGUGCUGAUGUAUAUGAAAUGUUAAAAAAAGAAUUAUUUGUAAAUAUGUUUUUACAAUCUUGCAGAUAUCACUGGGUGUGUUCUGUAAAAUAUAUACAUAUAAAUAAAUAUUAUAUAAAUAUAUAUAUAUAUAAUGUUUGUUUAAAAUAGAGUAUUUUUAUUUCAUUCUUUAACUCAUCCUCACUGCAGUGGUAUUGCACUUCAGAUGUCUAAUUACUAAUUUGUACUGUAUCCUUGCCAGCAAUUUGCUCCAUUUUAUCCAGAUUUUUCUAGUUUACUGUUUUUUACUUUGUACAUUGAACAUUGUUUAUUUCCUUUUGAGAACUGUACAGAGCUCUGGAAAAAUUGUAGAAAGGAACUA